AUGGAUUAUGAUUGUGACCAUAAAAAUGUAUUGGAAGCUUAUGGACUUAUGGAGCCAAAACCAACUCUAAGGAAACUUCAAAAGCAGCUGUGCGGCGCCGUGCUCGACGGCCCUGGCUGCUACACCACCCGCUCCGGGGAAAAGUUCUCCCCCCACUGCCACGACUUCGCAUGGGCUAUCCUAGCCUGUGCGAUGGCGUUUGGGCUGCCAUCUAUCUACGCCGCCCGCGUCGCACGCCGUCGCCGUCUUCAGCGCCGAGACCGCGCUAUAGAGGAGCGCGUUUUGCUCCGCGGCGGUCACUCCGCCGCCGAUGCCGCCGCCGGCGCCGCUUUAGCCGAACACGCCGUUCCGCGCGAUGCCUUGCAGUUGCUGGAUGAGUUGGGCACUGGGCAUUAUGGAGUUGUGCAUCAGGCGGUGUUGCGCCGCCCAGCGAGAGCUGCGCUUGGAGUUGCUGUCAAGGCGCCACGAGCAGAUGCGCCAGUUGGUGCGGCCGCUGAGCUUCUUCGCGAGGCAGCACUUCUCGCGACAUUGAAACACGACCACGUUGUGCGUUUCACAGGUAAUUAA
Molecule: messenger RNA, 567 nt
Organism: Cydia amplana
Lineage: Eukaryota; Metazoa; Arthropoda; Insecta; Lepidoptera; Tortricidae
Exons: 4
Coding region: 1-567 (188 amino acids)
Biological process (GO): positive regulation of kinase activity; multicellular organism development; protein phosphorylation
Cellular component (GO): signaling receptor complex; plasma membrane
Molecular function (GO): transmembrane receptor protein tyrosine kinase activity; ATP binding
Source: RefSeq, a predicted model, not a curated record